Molecule: messenger RNA, 2658 nt
Organism: Trematosphaeria pertusa
Lineage: Eukaryota; Fungi; Ascomycota; Dothideomycetes; Pleosporales; Trematosphaeriaceae
Exons: 5
Coding region: 1-2658 (885 amino acids)
Source: RefSeq, a predicted model, not a curated record
AUGACUGCGGUCGUACCCAGGAAGCGUAAAUUCGGCUUUUUCGAGGAUGACAAGUCUCCUCCCUCGGCGAAUCCCGCGACUACGCCCUCGCGCACGCCCGCGGUUGCGACCUCUACUACUGCUGGAGCUAUAAUAUCGUACACGCAGGGACCCACAAAGAAAAAGAUGAGGGUUCAGCUGCAGAGCAGCCCUCCGACAAACAUGCAGGCGCUGCUUCGACGUACAUCGGACGCGCUGACGAAGGCUCGCAAUCCUCGCCAGCAUAAUAGGGGACACGGCGCCAUCGCUAGCGAAAACACCGAGUCUCCAGCGGACCAGCUUGAGAACGGGGACGACCGUGCAAGUAAGCGCAUCCGUACAACUGCGAACGCUCUCUGGACGCCUGUACCUGCGGCACCCGUUUCGACUCUCAUCCCGAGUCCUGCGCCUAUAGUCCCAGCCGCACCAACUUACUCCGUAUCCACCAGGUCACUUGCUGCAGCCCUAUCCAUGUACCCCGGUGCUCCCGAUCCUGUCCAGUUCCCCGCGCAAGCCGCUGCCUAUCUCAGCGAAGUUCAAGGUCUCCUGUCGCGACCCGUACGUAGUCCUAUUGACUCGAGCUGCAGCAACUCUGAGGUCUCGCUUUCAUGUCGCGAUGCCAUCAACGAUUACCUCUAUGGUGGAAUUAGUCUUAAGGAUUGCCUUUCUGGCUAUAACGCGCAUGGUAGCAGUGCUAAGGCGACAGCAGCCAUCUCCAAGAACAUCCUCAAGUUCUCGCCCACAUGGUUUGCUGAACAGCACACGGUCCUACCGUUGGACGGUCGAAACAAGGCGGAGAAGAAUCGUCUCAAGGCUCUAGGGCAGGGGAAAGCCAACUUUCCAGCCUUAUCUCCCGAUACCACGCAAGACGCGGCUCAACCGCAAAAUCAGCCGAAUCCACCACAAAGCGUUCAAUCGUUGACCGAAAACUCUGCUGACAUAUCGCACUCCCCAGGUCAAGUCGUCGUCCCGGCUUCUCGUAAAAAUGGUUGUGGACCAGUGACUGUGGAACUGCUCACACGACAUCUGGAGACCCUAAUCCCCAUGUAUAUCGAUGAGAACGGGGAUUCCGAAUCAAGGUCCGGAUGCGACUUCGCCAACAACAUUGGCUCCCCUGGCGAAUCCAAUUCCGGCACUGGCAACCCUGAUGACGAAUCUAUUGCUAUGAAAGAUAGGUCGAAUGAGAACAGGGACCAUGGAUGCGAUGUUUAUUCAGAAGAUGGUUCUGAGUUCGAUCUGGGUGAGGAAUGCGACUUUCGCAACCGCAUCAUCGAACACGAUUGGAAGGAGCACGACGCUAAGGAGAUUCCGGACGACAAAAUCACCGCAGAUGACCACGUUUUGAUCACCAAAGGCUCUCCGGAAGAAGUCUAUUACGCUCGUGCUGAUGCAUUCCUCCACUACACCGAGGAGCCAAAGCUCCAUGAGCUUCGUCAAUCUCAGCAGGUAUGCAUCGACGUCUCGCCCGAAGUGUUGGGAGCGUUUGUGCACUCCAUCUCGCCGGUUCCGCGAGCCAGCCUCCCGACCCACGACCUGAAGCUCUUAGACCAAUACCUGGUCGCGAAGCACAUGAAAUCCAUUCAUGCAAUGGAUAUGGUGGUCGAUCGCCUACAUUGGAUGUACGAAGAGCAGAGCCGAUUAGAGAAGAAGCUGGAGAGGCCCCAUCCCCCCAAUAUCGCCAAUCCGAAGAGGCAGGAUGCUCACGUUGUCUGGGACGGCACUAAGUGGGAAGUGUGCCUCAACGUCUUGGACUUUGACAUCCCUACUGUGCUGGACCAAAUGGACCCAGAGAAGGAUUCCGAUAUACUUUCCCUCUUUGUAGAUGUCAUCGUGGAAAAGAAAAUGCCUCAAGAGCAGUUGGACCAGAUGGAGUUCGAACCUGCCGUUGGAGAACUGCUCACGGCGCGGUCCACAGAGCUGAAUCAUCUCCAUCGUGCAAAGCAAGGCGACUUUUGCCAUCGCUACCAUUCUCACGGCGGAGAAGAGUGUUACAAGAAAAUUGCUGAGGAUCACAGGUCGGACAGACUAGCUCGCUGGUUCUACGAUUCCAAACUUAAAGAGUACGAACAACUCAACUGGGAUGCAGAGGAUGGGGCUACCCGCCACAAGAAUACCGAGGGCAAGGAGUCGUGGAAAGGGAAGAGCCCUAGCUAUAAUCCGGAGGAGACUCUGAAGUGGGCGAAGACCCACAUGCUGGAGCAGAUUCAACUCGAGCGAAAGGAGAAAGCCGAGAAAGAGAUCGAGUGGGUAGGCUAUGAUGAGAAGAUGGGCCUUGCUCUUCUGAAUAAUUACGAGGGACAGCUCUUCGAGGCUUUCCCAUACAAUCCUGGGGUAGCAAAUGAGCUACGAGAGACGGUAAAGACACUCAACGCAAUUCAGAACGGCGCUAUUUCUAAGCUUACCGAUGAGGCUAAGGAGUACCAGGACUUCGGUGACGCUUAUCACCGUAUCCGAGAAGAGGUUCGGGAAGAUGUCUCUAUGAAGUACAAUGAAGAGCGGAUUUGGUACACGUGCGCGGCCGCGCCCGACCGCUGCGGAGUCACCGCCAAAGCUCGCCUCUUCAUAGUUUCAGCUGCGAGAUCUCUAAAGCGUAACUCAUUUCAGGUCCAUUCGGUGUCAAAACGCUGCCCAGGCCGAUGA